AUGUUAAUAAAUAAAGAAUUAUAUUUAAUAUAAUGGAUAAUCAUAGCGCUCACACUUUCUUUAUUACUUCUCUUUGAUACCGUACUUAUUUAGAUUUCUAUUAUUGGAUCAUUAAUUUAUUUUACUUGGAAAUUAAGCCCUAAACGUUACCCAAAAUUAGGAAUUGAAAUUUCAAAAAUUAAUGCAACUUGUGUUGUAUUUGGAUUUCUUAUCUACUUUGCUUGGAUUAUCAGAGAGAAUCAUGUAGGAUUCAGCAUUUUUUUAAUGAAUUAAGUCUUAUUUCAUAUGGGUGAGAUGUUGCAUGUGGCAUUCUAUAAAUUCAAUUUAUUAAAAUGGGGAAGUAUAUAUUUUAAUAAUUAGGUUAUUUAAUCAAUCAUAGUUUUGGAUAUAAUUUAGCAAUAUCAUUCUCAAUAUCUGAAUAUUUUGCAGAAUCCUAUUUUUUCAAUAAGAAUUAUUAAACAUUGAUUUUAAUUGGUGUAUUAUGUACAUUGGUUGGACAUAUAUUUAGAAUAGGUGCUUUUAUAUCAGCAAAACAAAGUUUUCAUCAUUAAGUUUAAAGUAAAAAAGCAUCUGACCAUAUCUUGAUUACAACAGGAAUUUAUAAGUAUUAACAUAUUGUUAUUUCAUAGAUUCAGUAGACACCCUAGUUAUUUUGGCUUUUUCAUAUAUUCUCUGGGAUAAUAAAUAAUAUUGUAGAAUCCUAUUUCCUUUAUUGCUUAUAUUCCUGUCUUAUAUAAAUUUUUUAUUUAGAGAAUUUAUUUAGAGGAAUAUUACCUUUAUUAAUUCUUUGGUCAUGCAUAUUAAGAUUAUAGUGAAAAUACACCCAUUUUGAUACCAUUUAUAGAGUAUUUUUUAAGAUUCUGA
Messenger RNA from Paramecium primaurelia, 864 nucleotides. The record is from the annotation of a GenBank genome assembly. NCBI's taxonomy places the organism in Eukaryota, Ciliophora, Oligohymenophorea, Peniculida, Parameciidae.